ACUUUGAUUUCACUAAGCACGGCACGGCAAAUCCAGCCGGAAUGGAGUGUCAUUUAAUUAUACUGAUCAUUAUGCUGCCGUCAGCCUGGUUCCUUCAUGUCGCUUCGAAAACCAAGCCCACUACCAAAGCUCCCGUGAAGGAGAUUCCACCCACUAAUGGAACACAAAUGGCAAAUGUGACAGUGACUCCAGUUCCAGAAAAACUAGCGGAAGUUCACAUCGAUCAGCACAAAACCAUUAGAAUUAGUAAGGGCGAUUUGGACGAUCUGCUGGACGUUUACAUGGGAAAGAUAGCCGAAAGUGCCGCCACUAUUAAGGACAAGGAAAACGAGAUAAACAAGCUGCAAACCAAGAACCAAACAGACGAUGAGCUGCUGAGGAGAUUCGAGAACCUCACCCAGGUGUGCAGUGCCCAGGAGUCUUCGUUCUCGACUGCCAUCAAGGAGAAGGACGACCAGAUCAAGGAGCUGGAGCAAAAGGUUAAGAUAUACGAGACGCGCCUCAAGAGAAAACAGCACGCUUUGACGGAGCUGCGAAAGCUGAAUAGCUCCAGUGCUCUACUGAUCGACCACCUCAAGGGAAAGGUUGUGUAUUUCGAGCGGAAAUUCCGGGAGAAGAAGGACGACCUGUUGGCGGACUGGGAGGCGGCAACUACUAGCUGUGUGCCUUUUGGACGAUCGCCCGGAAUCCAUCUGAUCCACCUGCCAGGAUUCCUGCCGUUCUUGGUGCCCUGCGAAGGUCAAACUGCAGCCGGACCUGGCUGGACCUGCAUCCAGCGGCGCCUCGACGGAUCCGUGAACUUCUACCGGAACUGGGAUGCCUACAGCAAGGGCUUUGGCAAGCUGAACGGAGAGUUCUUCAUCGGCCUGGAGAAGCUGCACCGCCUGACCAGCUCCCAGCCCCACGAGCUCUACAUCAGCAUCAGCAGAUUCGGCGGCGAGACGAGCUAUGCCCACUACGACGACUUCCUCAUCGGGAGCGCGGAGGAGGGCUACGAACUGAAGCUGCUGGGCCACUACCAGGGAAACGCCAGCGAUGCGAUGCGCACCCACGACAAGAUGAAGUUCUCCACCUACGACCGGGACCACGAUGCCUUCACGCACAUGAACUGCGCGGAGCACCAUCAGGGAGCCUGGUGGUACGACUUCUGUUCCCGCAGCAAUUUAAAUGGCAGAUACUUCAAGGGAGAGGUGGACAACCCGCAGAGCAUCUACUGGGAGCCGUGGUACAGCUUCCGCUCCCUGAAGUCCGUCCAAAUGCUCAUCCGCCCCAAGAGUCAGCUGGAGCUGAAGGACCUGCCCAGGAAGAGGCGACCGCCAGGAUAA
Messenger RNA from Drosophila erecta, 1325 nucleotides. RefSeq names its product fibrinogen-like protein 1. NCBI's taxonomy places the organism in Eukaryota, Metazoa, Arthropoda, Insecta, Diptera, Drosophilidae. The coding region runs from base 42 to 1325 and encodes 427 amino acids. The record is from RefSeq and is a predicted model, not a curated record. The transcript is spliced from 2 exons.